Messenger RNA from Trametes versicolor FP-101664 SS1, 1782 nucleotides. RefSeq lists its product as uncharacterized. NCBI's taxonomy places the organism in Eukaryota, Fungi, Basidiomycota, Agaricomycetes, Polyporales, Polyporaceae. The record is from RefSeq and is a predicted model, not a curated record. The transcript is spliced from 4 exons. The coding region runs from base 174 to 1688 and encodes 504 amino acids.
GGACGUGUAUGCAUAUAGCCAACGAGAACACACUGGGCGACGAGAACGACUUCACGAUCGAGGAUAUCUCCCAGAAGGUGUCACUCGCAGAGGGAGUGUAUAGCCAAUAGAGGGUACAGUGUUCGCUCUGAAUCAUCUUCUAGUCACUCAGACUGCCCGUUCGACUUGUAGCCAUGACCUCACGCCCGACCCUCAACUACGACAUUCUCUUGGAGGUGGCAGCCGCCUCCUCAUGGGACACCUCCGCUGCCUUGCUCGACACCUGCCGCUUCCUCCAUCUUGAAGGCCCUAGGGUUCUUCUCCGCUCGCCUGUUCGCCUGGAUACCGAGGAGACACUUCUCCGUUUUCUCGCCUUUCUACGCCGCGCUCUGGAUGGCAGGCGUUACCAAUCCGUCCGUGAAAUUCACCUUGCUCUUGAUGCCAUGGCUGCUGCGACAUCCUCUGGGCUUGUCUCUGCCUUAACCCUCAUGCACAACCUUUCCUCACUCGGCAUUCAUGAAAGCGAGCGUCUUUUUUGCGCUUUCCCCAGCCUCCUCCACGCUACUGCAGCACUGACCUCACUUCGGAAGCUUCGGCUACGAGGAGGGGGCGAACACACGCUGAAGUUCCUCCGGUCUUCUCAGUCCAAGUUCACAUCCGUGCACACCUCCUUUCACGGCGAAAACUACGUUUCUGGGCUGUUUGACCAACGCGUGACGCUGCAGCCACAGUAUCACCCCGCCGUUCUCCUCGACAAUUCUCGCUAUACCCUACAGGACCUCAAAUGUGAACGCUGGCAUACCCACUCCGACGUCAUGCCCGAUCCUCGCCUUGUCUACCCGGACAUGCGUCGACUGACGAUGAACUAUACUUCUUUUCCUCCAAUCACGGGCUCACUCAUCCGCGCCUAUCCGAAGCUCACUUAUCUUUCGAUCCACACUGGGGAAGGCGACUGUAGUGAAGAUGCGUACGAAGACGAUCGGUACGCGGGUUAUCGCGAGAAGAACGUCCUGACGCAGGCUCUUCCGGGGUGUUCGUGGAUGCAGCUGGACGAGUAUGUGGGGCCUCUUGUCGACUGCUACGUCUUGGGUCUUACUUGCGUUAUCGAACGGCUGGAGCUCCGCUCCUUGCACCCGGGUCACCACUUCAUGCUGGGCACUGUACUAUCCUGCGCGCGCCCGCGACACCUCGUCUUCACUAGUUGGCCCAGUCUACUCGAACCGUCGAUCGAACCGUCCGACGCAUUUUACGGACGAGGCACAUCGCGCCUUGAGAGUCUAACGCUCAACUGUCGGCUCAGUGGCUAUGAGAUGGGCGAAUGUGUUGACGUCGCCGAAAUGCUGGAGGGCCUGAUGGCGUCGCUUGGGCACGCGCCUCUACGCUCUCUGAAGCUCACAAUCUCCAUGUACGACCUCGACCCGACACCGGAUGAACAAUUCUCCGACUCGGAGUUGCUACCUGAAAUCUCGGGCGAAUACACUCCACCCCCGGCGGACCCGGAGGACUAUCCGCUACUCCUCGCGGAACAAUCGGCGGACGAGUUCGACCUGGCGGACUACGUGCGCAGGUUCGCACGGCUCGUGCCUACUCUGCAGACGGCGAAGGUUUGUAUAGAAGGGCUUCGCGAGAAAUGCAAAACGGCGAAAUUGAAAGAUGGGGAAGUGCAGUUUAGGGUAUUGGAUGGUCCGUCCGAGUCGGACAUCGAGUAGCAGGGGAGAUGGGGAGAGAAUGAGCCGCACUGUGUGUUGUACCUGGAGUAGAGCUUUGCAAGAUAUGUUUCAGUACUGUUCACUACGUUGCCCC